Monopterus albus (swamp eel) is the source of this 1439-nucleotide messenger RNA. Its product is annotated as motor neuron and pancreas homeobox protein 1-like. The transcript is spliced from 3 exons. Gene Ontology annotation, biological process: central nervous system development; neuron projection morphogenesis; regulation of DNA-templated transcription. NCBI's taxonomy places the organism in Eukaryota, Metazoa, Chordata, Actinopteri, Synbranchiformes, Synbranchidae. Gene Ontology annotation, cellular component: nucleus. The record is from RefSeq and is a predicted model, not a curated record. Gene Ontology annotation, molecular function: DNA-binding transcription factor activity, RNA polymerase II-specific; sequence-specific double-stranded DNA binding. The coding region runs from base 210 to 1166 and encodes 318 amino acids.
AAGUGGCGUGAGUCAGAAAGAAGACAUUUCUUCCACAAGAGGAAUGACAAUAACGAGGGGUUUCUGCAAACUUUAAAUGCUUACAUAGCAAUUAGAAACCAAUUUAAAGUUCACCUGGGGGGGUUAUUUCAAGUUUUGCAAAUAAGUUGCUCACAAAAACAGGAGGCCCGUUUAACACCUACUGUGCACUCGCGAAAUCUUUGAACAGAAUGACUACCACCAUGGAGAAAUCCAAAAACUUUCGCAUUGAUGCGCUAUUGGCGCACGACGUGGAGCAGAGGACGGACAGCGACUGUGCGUCCCCGGGCUUAUAUUACAGCAGGAGCCCAGGAGACAGUCCGGAGUCGAACCGCGGCUCUGAGACGCCCUCCCCUCAGCCAGAUCCAACAAACUUCUUUCCAGCGCAGCCUGAAGUUCUCAACCUAUCCCAGUCCGGAUUUGUUGCUCUGCAGCAAGAAGGUCUCAUCGGAAUUUACCCGGGUUCCAUGUACCCCCUGCCGGCCCUUGGAGGCCACCACCCCGCCUUCAUAUACUCCGGCUUCUCGCAACUGGUCCAUCCGUACCCGGAACAGCUGAAAGGGGCCAACAUGGCAGGAACACCCCCGCUGGAGCACUGGAUCAGAGCUGGGCUGAUGAUACCCAGAUUGGGAGAAUAUGGAGCCCAUUCCCAAGCCGAUUUGUUGAGGAAGUGUCGGAGGCCGAGGACAGCUUUCACCAGUCAGCAGCUGCUGGAAUUAGAAAACCAGUUUAAGCUCAACAAGUACCUGUCAAGGCCUAAACGCUUUGAGGUGGCCACUUCACUCAUGUUAACUGAGACUCAGGUUAAGAUAUGGUUCCAGAACAGACGUAUGAAGUGGAAGAGAAGCCACAAAGCCAAGGAACAAGCAGCUCAAACCACCCCAUGGACUGAUACAGAAAGAAAUGAGAUGGAUAUACACAGUGCCAAAUCUCAGGGUGACUCCCUCUCCUCAAGCCUGGAGGAUGAAAAGGAGCUAGAAGAGGAGGACAAGGAUGAAAAAGAAGAGACAGGGACACUGAGGGCAAGUUCUUUAGGCUGUAUCGACUUCUUAAGGCCUGCUGUCAGAGGAACAGGGAACUCAAGUUCUUACACAGAGGAGGUGCUAGAGGAAGGAAGCUCAAUAACAAGAGGUGGAGUUUUCCCAUAAAGUUGUGCAUGCUUUUAUUUUAUGUUUUUAUGUUUAUUGUUCCUGAAAACACAAUAGACAUUGCAGCCAGGUACACAAAAAUGGUGGCAUGAAGAGGAUCAUUCAUUUAUUGCAGUGCAAUCCACAGUUUCAUAUCUGUAUCUGGAGGUCCUAAAUUAACAAAAGGAGAUGCUGAGAGCUGUCUAUUGGACUGGAUAUAAAAAUGAUUGCAUAAAACCAGGAUGAUGCCAUCUGUAUGUAUCUGGAUAUUUAAUGGUUUAAUGGCCAGUAAUA